Messenger RNA from Paramacrobiotus metropolitanus, 5009 nucleotides. Its product is annotated as papilin-like. Gene Ontology annotation, biological process: proteolysis. Lineage: Eukaryota; Metazoa; Tardigrada; Eutardigrada; Parachela; Macrobiotidae. The record is from RefSeq and is a predicted model, not a curated record. The transcript is spliced from 14 exons. Bases 1902 to 4784 code for a protein of 960 amino acids. Gene Ontology annotation, molecular function: zinc ion binding; metalloendopeptidase activity; serine-type endopeptidase inhibitor activity. Gene Ontology annotation, cellular component: extracellular region.
AGUUUUUAAGACGUAUGAAAUAUCUGUAAGGUAGUAUCUACGUUCCUACAAAAAAUCAUAACACACUGAAUUUACCCGGAAAAUGUGCCCGUAUUAGUACUGUAUAGUGUGUGAGUGAAGACAGGAAAUUUGAUAACAAUGAACUGGAGCUCACUGCUGCAUGCCGAGAUCUAACGCAGUAGCCGCGAAAUUGCUUGGCGAACAUGUGGGGGUCAUGGGGAAGAAGCUCUAUUCAGGACUUUCAGGAAGAUCAACAUCGCUAGCGCGCAAUUGCCGCUUUGCGACGGUUUCUUCUGUACAUUGAAACGGUGCUCUUAAAGCAUCUGAACUGGAAUUGUUUAUACAGCGCUUCAAGAGCAAACGACUGCUCAGGUUGGAAAAGGAUGCGAGGUCACGAAGCAGCUAAGAUUACGAUUACCAGAAUCGAGAAACACCAGUUUACUGUGCGUCCAGAUCGCAGGCCUAAUUUAUUAGAACGUCGUCCCGUACGACCGGAAGAAGAAACAAAACUGAAAUCAAGUUUAGAAAUAGAAGGGGCAGCUUCCCGAUGCUACACUCAUGGCAAGAACAGGUACUCACACAUGGUGAACCGCUUAGACAACAUUCAUCCGCUUUAAUAUUCUGGGAUGGGUUGGAUGCGGCACUUCCGAAACGCUGAUAGACCAGCAGAUCCUUUGGCGACUUUGGAAAGCUCUAACCGGAGAUGCUCCAUUGCAGAUACUGUAAUAGCUAAUAGAUAACAUAACAUAACACCGAACGCCAACUUCAACGUACCUUACGAUACACUGCAAUGGGAACGCCACGUAUCCGAUGCCAUUCAGCAACACCUCGAAGCCAACAACCAUUAGAUUCAACCAUUCCGCAUCUCCAGCCUCUUACUCGUCAUUUCUAACAUGCUAAUAAUAAUUCAGAUCUUUUCUGAUUACUUAACUUCCAACCGCCGUUUUACUCCUUCUUUAAAACAUAUGUAAUUGCCCGCUUGUCAUAUUACAGAACCAUGUGUUUUUAUCAACAUUUAUAGCUAUUACGACUUAUGCCCAAUCUCCACUUUGCUGAUUUAUAUUCUCUCUGUUGCUGCCCUAUUAUUUUGUGAGCAAACUUACUAACAAUCUGUGUGACUAAUUUGUCGCCUAGAACAACAUUAAAGUUAAGUUAAGUUAAGAUAUGCUACAGAUACGUGCAGCGCAGUCGACUGAUCCGCAUCCUCGUCGCGGGAGGAACUUUCAACUGGAGCGUGGCCACUGGUCACCGACGGCCUACAAGACCUGCAGCGGGAGAAGAUGUCGCGAAUUACCGGCAUUUGCCCGUAAAACUGCACAAGCGGAUGAGGAAGACGGAUAAUGGAUUGAGCAUUAAAGAGUGUGAGCGUACUCGUUGGAGGAUAAAGGAGAGCGUAUGGUCAGUACGGAAAUGCAUUUGGCGCAGAAGUACAAGCCGGUCCGGAUGAUGAGCAUGAUACAAUACGAGGACGAGCUUAGUACAUGUGAUAGACAAAAAAACUAGCGAGAGAAUCUGAUAACCAUGCCCGGCCCGUGCAACACGGGCAACCACCCAGGUUUGGCAGUGCUGGUAAACACAUCACAUUUAAUACAAAUAAUCACCCCAGUAAUACCGCACACUUUAUUUCUUUACAGUAAAACUUUGACUUUGUAGAACCACAUGUGAAAUUUCAGAGGACUCACUUUUUACCCAUUCUGAAAGAUUUUUUAAUUUUAGUCGGAGUAUUUGUCACUUCGCUAAGUCCGCUACGAGUGUUUCUUUUUCGCAUAUUUUUCUGCAGCAGUUUUUCUGCUUCCCGUUGCUCGAGCGCUGCGAUUACUUUACUGUCCGUCGCAAUAAGCCCUGCUUCGGCGCGCAGACGAGAAUUUUUAAGUUUUCUCUUUUUCUGGGGAUGAGCGCUCAUGAAAUUAUGGUGCCAAUCUGCAGCCACUUUGUCAGCUGCAACCGAUGGAAGAAAACCUUCUGCUUUAGAGAUUGUGAGCGCCAUAAUCUCUUCUAUCUGUCCUUCUUUCGCUGCAGCGUACUGUGACAGGUUCCCCGUUCUACAAGCCUUCAGCGCCAAGGCCAUACGAUCAUCGUACGCUGCUGGUAAAGGCACGUCGCUGGCAGGUUCCUCCACACAAUUCUUACUCAACGGUAGGCCCGAAACAACGCUGAUACUCGCGCAAGAAAUCUCCAUCGCAGCGCAUGGAAGUAACGUCUCGGUGCCUACAGACUGGAGAAACUUGUUCGACGAGAGGAUUUUGGAGACUGCAGAACUGCAGAGAAACGGCAGCAAGUUUUAUCCCGACGACAUUAUUGGGGAUAGUGACGAUGUUGAUGGGCAACACAGUCAACACGCCGCAAUCAAAAGAACCGGUCUGCUUUUGGAGCAUAACUACUGGCCAAAUAACGGGAAGAACAUACCAUUUGAAAUACGUAGCUUUGGUGAAAAUGAGCGGCGUCGGAUACAGCAAGCGUUGCGUUUUAUAGAAAGCCGAACCUCGCAUUGUAUAACGUUUAAAUAUCGUGCGAACACUGCAAAUGAAUCGGCGUAUAUUGCAUUCAUGCCCGGGAGAGAAGGGAUAUGUCGAGCAGACGUCGGAAGGGUACCGGGAUUUGUUACCAGAGUGCAACUGAGCGCUGAUUGCUUAAGCUCAAUGGGAAUUAUUCUACACGAAAUCCUCCACGCUCUGGGUAUGUUCCACGAGCAGAACCGUCCAGACAGGGACGAUCACAUUGAGAUCUUCACCGCACACAUCGCCCCGAAAAUGCAGCACAGUUUUGAGAUCUUACCUAACAUGUCUGUCCACGGGACCAAAUACGAUAUCGAGUCGAUCAUGCACUACGGACCCCUGGAUUUCGCGCUGUCCUCUGCACACCCGACCAUGCUGCCCAAGCGGCACGCACCACGCAUGGGCCAGCGCCGGACUUUAACCCACCUGGAUGUGGUCAAAUUGCAGAACGCGUACAGAUGUGAUUGGCCAGAGCCGGGCGAUGAACACACAGUGCAACGCUAUUCUCCCACCAGUUCUAUUUCGACGACCACAGAAGCUUCUUUAAAAGCCAAUAUGAGCAGCACAACCUCGGAAUUGCUUGUUACUGAUACUUUACAAAGCAAUAAACAUAUUUCCGUUCACGUAAACGAGACGGUCACUGUUUCAAGGAACUCUUCGAGGAGUACUAGAGUAUCGACAAAAUUUACGACUGCGAAAUAUGAUGUGAAUGCCACAACUUCAACGACGAAGGCUGUAAUUCCCUUACAUGCAACUACAGGGGAAUUUAUUGCCACGACAGCCAAAAGCAGCUACGAUAAUCCGUACCUGCCCUACCGCGAGUAUUCAACGGAAGCCCCGCCCCCCGCGAAUCCCGCCGUGGCGCACUGCUUCCUACCCAGUGAUCCCGGAACAUGUGAGCCCAGUCUGCCGCGCUGGCAUUACGACAGCACGGAUGGGGUAUGCAAGCGAUUCUUCUUCUCCGGAUGUGGCGGGAAUAAGAACAAUUUCGAGACACAGCUGCACUGCCUCUUCCACUGCGGCAAAGCUCAAGAUAAAUGCAAGUUACCGAAGGUGGUGGGUCCAUGUCGCGGCCUGCUGAACGUGUACUCGUAUUACUUCGACAAGUACAAGCGCGCCUGCCUGCCCUUCGAGUACGGCGGCUGCCAGGGCAACGCCAACCGCUUCCCGUCGGCGGAAGAGUGCCAGAAGAUCUGCGCCCACGUCAUUUCCCCGCCCACUCCGCCGUCCGUCGACGAGAACGUCCACACCAUUCCGCCGGAAUAUCCCGCGCAGACCUAUCCCACCGCGCCCAGACAGAAUCCCUAUCUCGCCAUCUGCAGUAUGCCGGCGGAUGCGGGAGCGUGCGACGAGCGACAGGCGCGUUAUUACUACGACAUUUCCCAAGGCAAAUGCCUGUCCUUCACAUACACGGGAUGCGGCGGUAACCAGAAUCAUUUCCACACACUGGAACAGUGCGAAGGCUUCUGCGCACAAUUCGGCGUGGGAUGUCCGGCGCGUACCUGCGACAUCCAGUGCCCGUACGGCUACGAGAACGACCCCAGCUCCUGCCCCACCUGUCGCUGCGUGGAGCCCUGCCGCGACAUGCAGUGCCCGGCGUAUGCCGCCUGCACUGUCCAGACCCUGCCUAAUGGGGAAUUCGUCGGCACCUGCACAUCACGAUUGGAGAAAGCCGGCACCUGUCCGUCCCUGGAGGAUAUCCCGCCGGGCUCGUGCGAUCGAGCAUGCGGUACGGAUAACGAGUGUCAUGGCCAGCAGAAGUGCUGUAAUAAUGGCUGCGGUACGACUUGCAUGACGCCCGUUGAACGCGAGGAGAUCAAAGCGCAGAUCAUCGCCUCGUCGUCCAAAUUCGCUUCCGGCUCGCAGCUGCGGCUAGAGUGUCGGGCCAGCGGCUAUCCCCAACCUCGUGUCCGUUGGUACCUGAACGCCCACGAGAUCAUCUCCGACGGCGACCGUUCGCAGGUCUUCACCAACGGGACGCUCCUCAUUAAACGCGCCCGUGCCUCAGACGCCGGCGUGUACCAGUGCCAGGCCAGCAACGAGCAGAGCAGCAGCUCAGAUUCCCUCCGCGUCUUCAUAACAGGCGCUUCAAUGACGCAGGAAUGCACGGACAACGAGUACUACGCCAACUGCAGAUUGAUCGUCGUUGCGAAGCUGUGCACUACUAGUGAAUAUUACGCCAAAUUCUGCUGCAAAUCCUGCACGGAAGCCGGCCAAAUGCUGCCCAACGACUACCGGCGCAGACGGAAGCGCUCCCUGCGGCCGACGAAAAACAUCUCCAUAAUUUAAUUUCCUAGAUUGGCUACCCUCUGACGGUGUCUGAUUUGAUCUGUGCAUUGACUGACCAACCCUCUCAUGACGUUUACGUGGACGGUCCCCGUAUGAUUUCUUUCACCACGAAUAAUUUUGCGCAUCUCCUUCCUAGUUACAGUGCUUCGUCGUUUGGUGCGUGCUGAGUUUGCAAUCUUGUUUUACUUGAGUAUCGGUAAAUACGUGCGAGGCUGCGGCGCAACU